GAGGCAAUGACUUUUCCUCUGAUAUCCUGCAAGGGCAUGGAAGUAGACUUUUCUUCUUGCUGCUGAGCAAGUCUGCAUUGGACAUCUGGGAUUUCAUGGGAUGCACUAUAUACGCAGCCAGUUCGGCGGAGGGGCCUGAGCCACAGAGACGCCCCCAUGGUCACAGCACCAGGACCUGUCGCACCCGUGACCGGCCUAAGACCAUGAGUGAUCAUCAGGAUCAGGCUGAGGAUGUUAGGCUCCUAACGCCUCACGAUCAGUCAGAGCCCUCAAAGGAUGAUGACAUGCACUUCAGGGUGCAUCUAAUAGAUGAUCUGUCAUAUGAGGACAUCAAGAAAUGCUACCGUGGAUCUACCGUCAGCAAGUACAAUGCGCAGUACCACAAGCUUUUCCAGAGCGUUGCCAAAGAAGAGCUCCUAAUGAAAGUUUACUCCUGCGCCCUGCUGCGAGACAUCCUGCUACAAGGCCGACUCUACAUCUCUCGAAACUGGCUGUGUUUCUACGCCAACCUCUUUGGUAAAGACAUCAAGGUGGCCAUUCCUGUUGCGUCUGUGCGGUUGGUGAAGAAACAUAAGACAGCAGGUCUGGUUCCUAAUGGCUUGGCUAUCACCACAGACAGCAGUCAGAAGUACGUGUUUGUGUCUCUACUGUCCAGAGAUAGCGUCUAUGAUGUGUUGAGACGCAUCUGCACACAUCUACAGGUCAAUGGGAAGAAGAUCCUAAGCCUCAAGCAGUACAUGGAGGAACCCAACUCUUUAUCUCUGGUAGGUUUCCCUGUCCCUGAAGUUUUCCCUGUACCAGAUGAGUUUCCUCCUGUGCUGAAGUGGAGGAGGAAGCCGUCAGUAGUGUCUGUAGCUUCAUCUCUUCCUGACUUACUGGGAAACUCCCCCGCCGGCCUGAGUGCCGUGGACGCCCCCUUCCAGACAGACAAGCCUCUGGAGGAUCAAAGUCUGGAGACCAAGAAGAUCCUCCUGACGGAGACGAUACCAGAACUGGGCCAGAUGGAGUACCAGCUUCUGAAAUUCUUCAUCCUGCUCAUUAUCCUGCUCAUCCUGUCGUCGUGUUACCUGGCCUUUCGUGUCUGCAGCCUGGAGCAGCAGCUCUCUUUCCUCAGCAACAACCCUGCACUGACUCUCAGAGAGAGGUAA
Cyprinus carpio (common carp) is the source of this 1148-nucleotide messenger RNA. Its product is annotated as GRAM domain-containing protein 2A-like. Gene Ontology annotation, molecular function: phosphatidylinositol-4,5-bisphosphate binding. The transcript is spliced from 11 exons. Lineage: Eukaryota; Metazoa; Chordata; Actinopteri; Cypriniformes; Cyprinidae. Gene Ontology annotation, biological process: regulation of store-operated calcium entry. Gene Ontology annotation, cellular component: extrinsic component of cytoplasmic side of plasma membrane; organelle membrane contact site; endoplasmic reticulum membrane. The coding region runs from base 96 to 1148 and encodes 350 amino acids. The record is from RefSeq and is a predicted model, not a curated record.